Grammomys surdaster is the source of this 3162-nucleotide messenger RNA. RefSeq names its product sideroflexin 1 (gene Sfxn1). The transcript has 11 exons. Gene Ontology annotation, molecular function: monoatomic ion transmembrane transporter activity. The coding region runs from base 272 to 1240 and encodes 322 amino acids. The record is from RefSeq and is a predicted model, not a curated record. Gene Ontology annotation, cellular component: mitochondrial inner membrane. NCBI's taxonomy places the organism in Eukaryota, Metazoa, Chordata, Mammalia, Rodentia, Muridae. Gene Ontology annotation, biological process: serine import into mitochondrion; monoatomic ion transport.
UCUCUGGAUGCCCUUAGAGGCCAGAAGAGGGCAUCAGCUCCCCCUGGAAUCCGAGUGCCCACAGUGGCAAACUGCCAGAUGUGGAAUCUAGGAACCAAAUUCUGGUCCUUUGAAAGAGUAACAAGUUAACCACUUAUCCAUCUCCCAGACCCUCACCUUGUGACUCCUGCUGCCUAAAAAUGAAACAAAGUAUCCCUGCAGAAAUGGCAGCUUUAGCUGUGCAAACAAGGUGCCUUUGGCUGUGUGAAGUUGUGGGAAAGGAUCUGGGACGAUGUCUGGGGAAGUGCCACCCAACAUUAACAUCAAGGAGCCUCGAUGGGACCAGAGCACAUUCGUUGGCCGAGCCAGUCACUUCUUCACAGUUACCGAUCCCAGAAACAUCCUUCUAACAGACGAACAGCUAGAGAAUGCGAGGAAAGUGGUGCAUGAUUACAGACAAGGAAUCAUUCCUGCUGGCCUCACAGAAAAUGAGCUAUGGAGAGCGAAGUAUGCGUAUGACUCGGCCUUCCAUCCUGACACGGGCGAAAAGAUGACUCUGAUAGGAAGAAUGUCAGCCCAGGUCCCGAUGAACAUGACCAUCACGGGCUGCAUGAUGACCUUCUACCGGACCACACCAGCUGUGCUCUUCUGGCAGUGGAUAAACCAGUCCUUCAAUGCCAUUGUCAACUACACCAACAGAAGUGGUGAUGCUCCCCUCACUGUGAAUGAGCUGGGAACGGCUUAUGUUUCUGCGACAACUGGCGCUGUGGCGACAGCCCUUGGACUCAAUGCCUUAACCAAGCGUGUCUCACCACUGAUAGGACGUUUUGUUCCCUUCGCUGCUGUAGCUGCUGCUAACUGCAUUAAUAUCCCGCUGAUGAGACAAAGGGAACUCAAGGUUGGUAUUCCUGUCACUGACGAAAAUGGCAUUCGGUUGGGGGAAUCGACGAACGCAGCAAAGCAAGCCAUCACGCAGGUGGUCAUCUCCAGGAUCCUCAUGGCAGCCCCGGGCAUGGCCAUUCCUCCAUUUAUCAUGAACACCUUGGAAAAGAAAGCCUUUUUGAAGAGGUUCCCGUGGAUGAGUGCGCCCAUUCAAGUCACGUUGGUUGGCUUUUGUUUGGUGUUCGCCACCCCGCUGUGCUGUGCUCUGUUUCCUCAGAAGAGUUCCAUGUCUGUGACAAGCUUGGAGGAUGAGUUGCAAGCCAGCAUCCAAAGGAAUCAUCCUGAAAUACGACGUGUGUACUUUAACAAGGGCUUGUGAAGCCAAGAUCAAGUGCCGGAGGCCAGAGCCAUCUGUGAGCCUCCUGAAGCCACUACAGUGAGGACAUACGUGUGCCAGGGCACUCCCAGCUACAGACGCCUCUGCAAGAUCUGCGUUAGAGUCAAGCUGCUGGUCAGGAGCCUGGCAGUAGAAUCAUGUUGUAAUUUACAAAAAAAAAUACCCUUCUGGUAGAUUUUAAUGACACCAUUUUUUUCCUAAGCCCCCACCGUAAGCUUUCAAAAGCACUGGUAGGCAUAGCAAAGACGCUCCAGUUACACACUCAGUAAACAAUGGUUGUCAAUCAUUGGAAAGGUUACCUGCUCAACUACCAGGUUCAUUUUCUAUUUCUCUUCCACAGAGGUCUCAGCAAUGAACUGGGAAAACACUAAAGAUCUAAGACUAAAUAUCCAAAUUUAAAUACUAAGGAAACUUUGUCUCCAGUUUGGCAAUGGACCCGUCCAAAGUGCAACCUCAAUUAAAAAAAAACUGAGGUUCAGAACAUCAACACUCCAUACGCCUUCCUGAAGUCAGCCUUAGAUCAGGGGAAAUGACUUUCCAUGCAGUCCUGGUUUCUCUUGGUUAACUCUUCAACUUGUUUAGUGUUCUUAAAAUAUUAAUCUUACCUCAUGGUACUUUAAUCAUAAAUUUCCAUCAAAUAAUUAACUGAAAUGUACAAAUGCCAGGUUUUAGGAGUAUAUUCAGUACCAGUGCAAUAUGGCAUUGACUGUGUGACUGGUUUUUUUUUCAGAAGUGAAACCAUAGUCCCUGUAUGCCUUUUUUUUUCUUUUCCUUUUUUUUUUUUUCUUGUUGCCAUCCUUGUAGAAUUCUUCCGCUUUCAAGAAGAUACAAAGAAACUACAUAAACUAGUCCAGCAUCUGUGAACACUGCUGCGUUUCACCCUGUGUGAAGACCACAAAGCUUGAUGGCAUGUCAACAUCUCUGUAGUGAUUUUUACAUGUGAUGUAUUCGGUGUAGCUGAGGUCGAUUUGGAAAUCUGUGGCUGUUCCAUGUCAUAGACAAGUCACUUGUUACACUGAGUGACAAUCAUUGUUAAUUCAGAGAUUUGUACGUGAAAAAACAACCACAAAAAAAAAAAAAAUAAGAGACUCUCUAGUUUCUGUAGAUUCUUUUUCCCAAUAAUGUUUCCAGAUCAAAUUUCCUCGUAAAGAAAAAAUGGUGUGCCUUGUGUCUGUGCUUCUCUCUCUAAAAGGAUGGAUGAAUCUGAGGCUCUCAGUUCUCCCCUAUGCUGCUGGAAUCUUCUACAGAGCUGACUGCCAAACUACCUGAAAUGCAGUGUCUCCCUGCGACACUCUGGCCUCGGAUGAGCCUCGCUGUCUUCAGUGCUUCUGUUUAAAUGGUGGUGAGAGCCUGGAGUUCAAGGCAGAGUCCACAGGUGCUUAAAGGAUGCUUUCAGAAGAAGCUGAAGGCCUUGAGGUCUGCCCACCCAGCCGAGCUCAGAGUCCUUGCCCCAGUGUGUGUGUAGCUCUGAGGAUGUGAAGUAGCUAGUUGGGAGAUGGACACCCAGUGUCAGCCCAGGCAGUGAGAAAUGUGCAGUAGACAUGGAGCUGGGCUCUUUUAAAUUUGUUUUGUGAAGUUUUGGUCUCUUAAUGCUUUUGUAUAGGAAUACUCACUGUGGUUUAAUCAUGAUUUAUAAAAAAAAAAAAAAAGAACAAAUGAACAAAAAUUGGCAAUCUUUGCUGAUCUUCUAAAAAUACAUUUUUUUCCUGAAGAAAAAAGCCACGUGAAGUGCAACAAGGUUGUGCAGUGACUUCUUGAUAUUUCUCUGACGUGAGAUAGAAUUGUGUGUGUGUGACUGGCUAGAAGCUAUCAGUAUUAGUGAGGUCUAUUGCCAAUAUCAGAGUCAUGUGAUUUCAGUUAAACUGGAUGAACUGUCAAAUAAAUAAAUGCAGAAUGAAAAUAAA